Brassica rapa (field mustard) is the source of this 1590-nucleotide messenger RNA. Its product is annotated as chaperone protein dnaJ 10. Lineage: Eukaryota; Viridiplantae; Streptophyta; Magnoliopsida; Brassicales; Brassicaceae. The record is from RefSeq and is a predicted model, not a curated record.
AACAAACAGAAAAAGGAAAGUGAAAUUUGAAGAAGAGGAAACAAAGAAAGAAAGAAAAGAGGAAAGCUUUGAUUUUGAAGUGCUUAAGAGGAGAAGAGAAGUUGGUUUCUUGUGUUCUUGUGUCAAAGAUUUGAUCUUGAGUAAGUUAGUUAGAUUCGGUUUGGAUUAGAUUAGAUUAGAUGGUGAAGGAAACAGAGUACUAUGAUGUGCUGGGCGUUAGCCCAACUGCUACAGAGUCUGAGAUCAAGAAAGCUUACUACAUCAAGGCACGCCAAGUUCAUCCAGAUAAGAACCCUAAUGAUCCUCAAGCUGCUCACAACUUCCAGGUGUUGGGAGAAGCCUAUCAAGUGCUAAGUGAUUCAGCACAACGGCAAGCUUAUGAUGCAUUUGGGAAGUCUGGGAUCUCAACUGAUGCAAUUAUAGAUCCUGCGGAAAUAUUCGCAAUGCUUUUCGGCAGCGAGCUUUUCGAAAGGUACAUUGGACAGCUAGCUAUGGCGUCAAUGGCUUCACUCGAUAUCUUCACUGAAGGGGAAAAUGACAUGUUUGAUACCAAAAAGAUUCAAGAGAAAAUGAGGACAGUUCAGAAAGAAAGAGAAGACAAGCUUGCUCAGAUUCUCAAAGACCGCCUUAACGACUAUGUAGUGAACAGAGACGAGUUUGUUGCUAACGCUGAAGCUGAAAUGGUUAGGCUCUCCAAGGCAGCGUAUGGUGUGGAGAUGUUGAAUACAAUUGGGUAUAUAUAUGUAAGACAAGCAUCAAAGGAGCUUGGGAAGAAAGCUCUCCUUCUCGGAGUACCGUUCGUUGCUGAAUGGGUUAGGAACAAAGGUCACUACAUCAAAUCCCAACUCACUGCUGCAACAGGCGCAUUCGCGUUGUUCCAGCUGCAGGAGGAGAUGAAGAAGCAGCUAAACGGUGAAGUGAAUUAUACGGAGGAGGAGCUUGAGGAAUACCUUCAGUCCCAUAAAAGAGUGAUGGUUGAUUCUCUGUGGAAGCUCAACGUUGCUGACAUAGAAGCUACUCUCUCCCGUGUUUGUCAGCUGGUUCUUCAAGAUCCUGAUGCCAAGAGGGAGGAGCUUCGUGCAAGAGCAAGAGGGCUAAAAACUCUGGGGAAGAUCUUCCAGAGAGCGAAGACAGCUAGUGAGAGUGAACCUAUAGCAAGAACUGAACCUGAAAAGCUAAACGAGGACGAAAGGGACUAUGAUGAUGAUGCAUCUACAUCUCCAAAGUCCAAUGAAGCGUCUCACUCUACCUAUGGUACUCAGGAACAGAAGAGUCCCUACGUGGAGGAACCAAAGCUAGGAGAUGAACAAUUCAAACAUUACUUCCCAAGACCCGCACCACCACCUGGCGUGGAGAAACACACUUCAUCAACUGGCUAUGACUGAUUCACGUGAGAAUCAGUAAGUGUCUCUUAGUAUAUAUAUAUAUUUACAUACUCGUCUUAGUAUAAUAUUAUAUUUGCAGUUGUGUGCUGCUGUGUAAAAGCUAUUCUUUUUUUCCUUUUGUUUUCAAUGAUUUAAUGUGAUUUGCCUCUGUUAUAUUAUAAGAGUGAUGUUGGAAGUAUAUAUGAUAAAAGCUCUUUUGUGAUAA